Molecule: messenger RNA, 591 nt
Organism: Babjeviella inositovora NRRL Y-12698
Lineage: Eukaryota; Fungi; Ascomycota; Pichiomycetes; Serinales
Exons: 1
Coding region: 256-417 (53 amino acids)
Source: RefSeq, a predicted model, not a curated record
CUCUCAGUGCCAUUACACUUGUGCUGUAUUGGUUAGUUUUAUACCCCAGCCUUGUGUACAUUCUAUCGAAACUCGUACAAGACGAUUACCAUAGUUUUUAUUUUUAAAUUUUGAGCCGUAUUUGUGGAAAAGCAUUCCAUGCCACAUUAAAACCCCUUUAGAGCCUAGUAUGUCAAUCAGUGAAACGUUCUAGGGCUGUUUCCUCCCAAAAAAAUAGACCAUUAUGAUUGUACCAAGUGUCCUAUAAUACGUUUAAUGGCAAGACCGUUUAUGUUUGAGAUAGGACACUUUUCACAUCAAGCACAUAAACUGAGACCAAGCUUCCACGUCAUUCCAUUGCAUAAUCCGUUAAUCAGCAGCACACCGAACUGGAAUCCCGAGAGAUUCAGUCAUGUUAGCCACAUCUGUGGAAAUUAAAGCCCAAUCAAUUAACUUCCCACUAGAAUUGAAACAAUUAUAAAAUCUCAGGCUGCCUCGGUGGACAUUCCAAAGGCUACCUGUGUUAAUACUAAAGAGCCGUUGAAUACGGCCAUCUCACGUGACUCAGCAUUUGUCAGCUUUCCUACUUACACUCUACGCACCAUAGGAGUG